AUGGCCGUUUUGUGUCACCUGGCCAAAAACAUAUGCAGCCAGCACGCAGCUGUUUGGCUGACACAAGGAGCACUGCGUCAUGUCAGUGCAUUUCCCUUGUCUUCAUUGGAUGCUGCCAGAGAUGUGGGAAAGGUCUCCGUCACUACAGCUGCUUAUGCCGCUUGUCGGCUCAACGACAUUACUCCAUCACUGCGGGGACAAGUACUUGAAACAGUGGCUCGCAAAGUAUUCUCGAGACUUUAUCCAGAUUCCAUGGUGCAAGAUCCAGUACCCGGCGAGCAAUGUGAUGGUAAGCAACGUGGGAUAACAUCUGCUGAAUACGAUUGGCUUUGUGAUGGCAAAAGGGUUCAGUGCAAGUCAGCUCAACUCCGGUGGUGCGACUCAGGCAGGCGGUGGAGAGUGCUGCUUAGCGGAAUUAAGCCAUCCUUGUUGGAUGACCUGGUGUUGGUUCUCUACAGUCCGUCUCAACUGAAUCUCUUCACACAUGAUUGCAAGAGUCGUUUGUCAACAACUGGCGUGAGAACUGUGAGUAAGGGACUGCAAUUGUCCGUUUGCGGUCCCAGAAAUUCGACUUUGAGAGAGGCGGAGGAUGUAGUUCUGAAGAAGCUCCUGAAGUCAGGUCACUGUGUCGCCAGCCUCAAGACGUCGGACGAGUUGGUGCUUGAAGCAUUGCAAUGGCAUACCUCAACAGCUUCGUUAAGAAUCCAGCGCAAAGCUUUUGCACAACACCCAUUGAACUACUUGACUCCCUCUGCGCGUGGAUUACUGUUCCAGCGUGUGGUGCAGGAAGUAGAUUUGCUUUGUCACUCUUGCUCCUCUCAUUUCACUUCAACAGCUUCCAACUCCCCAUGUGAUUGGCACAGAGAUGGAUUGCGCGUCGAAUGUAAGUCCGCGAGGCUGGCGUGGUCUGAGAACAGUUGGCGGUGCCAAUUUCAUGGGAUCAACUUCGCAAAAUUUGAUAUGUUGUACUUGGCUUUGGACUCCCCAAACGCGCUGCAUAUUUUUAGAUUUCAAGGGUCGCAGUGGGUUUCUUCCACAGGGCUUGCAGAAGAAACGGAUGGAAAGAAUAUUCGGGUGCGCGGCCCUUCGUGGGAGAUGAGCUAUGAAGCUGCAUUGGAUGUGAUUAUCCAGAAGCUUGUUAGCACUGGUAGUGAGCAUUUAGCCUGUGUGCUGUGGUAG
Molecule: messenger RNA, 1179 nt
Organism: Durusdinium trenchii
Lineage: Eukaryota; Dinophyceae; Suessiales; Symbiodiniaceae
Source: the annotation of a GenBank genome assembly